AGAAAAAAUGAAAAGGAAAAAAGGAUGAUCCACCAGCAAGUAAUUUCUUAGUGCAUUAUUGGUAGCAUACAAAUAUAGUACAGUUUUAUAUCGCAGAUCUAGAAAACUGGUCCACCAAUACCCACACGCCGUUGAUCCGUUUCCCACAGCUGCACUCAACGGUCACGAUCGACGGACUUGGAACUGCCAAUCCCAAACCCGGAAAAACAGAUCACCUCCAAAGCAACGUCCGCACGUGACGUCGGAUACCUCACGUCACCGAUUCCUUGUCUUUUUAUUUUUUUCCUUCUCCCAUUUUAUUUAUAUCCCAAACCCUUGAAAACUUGGAGCGUUUUUUCCAUCUGCUUUCCUCUCUCCUUCCUUCCUCCAAAACCAGAACCCCUCUUUUAAAGCCUUCCUACACACCACCAAAAUAACACGCACUGUGCGUGUUUUCCAUAUACUAUAUUGAAAAUGGGGAGCUUGAGUUUCGAUAAUUUUCAUGCAAGGAAGAAAAAAGCUAUGGUGGAGCUGGUGAAGGGCAAGGAAAUCGCAGUCCAGCUGCAAACCCUACUCCACAAACCAGUUUCGGAUCGCGGUCCGGUUUCGCCCAAGCAACUCGCCGUCCUAAUCUACAGAUCCUUCUCCGAUACUCUCUCGGAGCUCAGCUCCUGCACUACCCCGCCCGACUCGGACCAGAUCCCGGCCGCUGAAGGCUCCUCCGCCUGCUCCGCCGAGAGCCCCAAGAAGAAGCGCGGGGUCAAAGAUCGGAGGGGUUGCUACAAGCGGAGAAGGACCUCAGAUUCAUGGGUAACUCGAUCUCCAACUAUCGAAGAUAAUUAUGCUUGGAGGAAAUAUGGACAGAAGACCAUCAUGAAUUCCGAAUAUCCCAGAAGCUACUUUAGGUGCACCCACAAGCAAGAAGGCUGCAAGGCUCUUAAACAAGUGCAAAGAAUCAAAGGAGAUGAAAUCAUGUACCAAACCACAUACUUGAAUCACCAUUCGUGCAAAGAGACACUAAGGCCUCCACCACUCCUCGUAAAUUCAGACCCUAUUGACCCCAACCUAAUCAGCUUUCAGACACCCAAACAAGAUCAAAUUCAAUCCUCAAAAAAACUCACGGUGAAAUGUGAGGAAUGUGUGAGCGAAGGCGCGUCCAAUGAGGCCAAAUCGACGUUGGAGGACCCAUGGCACGACAUCACCGGCCUCGACCCGUUGGGGUACAAGCCCCUGUGGUUUCCCUACCAAGAUGAAGUCGAAUCUGCUAGCUUGCAUGGGCUUGAUAUGGAGGUUAAUCAGCUUUUCGACAUACAGAAUUUCCACUAUUUUGAUUAAUUAGAUGUAUUAGCAUAUGAUCUUGUUAUCUCCUUCACUUGAUUUUUUUUUUCCCUAGUGUAAGUACAAACUAAAUAUUACAGUACAUUGUUGUGUAAUAAUUAAUGUUGGCUUCCUCAAAUGGAAGUUCUGUGCGCUAGCAGUAUUUUUGUACAGUUUUAGAUUUUGAUAAUGUAAGUGCUUCACUUUAGUAGUA
Molecule: messenger RNA, 1510 nt
Organism: Salvia miltiorrhiza (redroot sage)
Lineage: Eukaryota; Viridiplantae; Streptophyta; Magnoliopsida; Lamiales; Lamiaceae
Product: WRKY DNA-binding transcription factor 70
Exons: 3
Coding region: 454-1314 (286 amino acids)
Biological process (GO): regulation of DNA-templated transcription
Molecular function (GO): sequence-specific DNA binding; DNA-binding transcription factor activity
Source: RefSeq, a predicted model, not a curated record